CGAAACAGAUCUUGGGAAGCCUCUACUACAGCCUGCGACCAGGAACGUGAACUCGAUCGCUAGGGAGAGCUGGUCAGCCUAAUAAUAACAAUGGACAACCUCCUGGAGCCCCCAACCACCUCGGUGCGCCCUUACCACCCGCACCACUGCCACGACCUGGCGCUACAAAAGUACCUUCUCCUCCACGAGCAACACGAGUCGCUGCGGCAGCACCUCGACGAGCUGCGGCCGACAGUAGCAAGCCAGAACUCGAUCUGCACGCCCGUCUCGCCGAGCCCGGCCGUGUCUCCGACAACGCGCAGGUCCAUAUCCCGCUCGCCUGACGACAGAUCAGCGAACGACUCGUCCCCCCAACACGCUUUCUCGCUACCCGUCCAGAGGAGUGGCUCAUGCCCCGACAGCAACAGCAUCUUCCGCCACUACCACCACCACCACCCCCCAAACCAUAACAUCAACCACAACAGUAGCAGCAACAAUGAUGCUGCGCUAUCCCCAGCCGAGCUGCUCGCGGUCGAGGAGGCCAAGCUGUGUGGCGUCAACGAGGGCAUGAAGCGCGCGCUCACCGAGCUGCUCAACUGCGAGGCGGUGCGUGGCGACCAUGCGUUCCGCAUGUGGGUCCAAUGCCGGCUCAUGGACACGGAGCGGGAGCUGCGGAGCGGCAGGCGCCGGCGGAGCGCCCCCGGGUCGUAGUGCAUACAAAUGGUAUGUAUAAACCUGUGCAUGUGCCUGUGUACAUGCAAUGAUGGACGGCCCGGACCUACACGCUGGGAGAGCGAGAGUAUCCAAACAUUACUGUUUUUUUGUGAGUGGAAGAC
Molecule: messenger RNA, 815 nt
Organism: Thermothelomyces thermophilus ATCC 42464
Lineage: Eukaryota; Fungi; Ascomycota; Sordariomycetes; Sordariales; Chaetomiaceae
Exons: 1
Coding region: 91-690 (199 amino acids)
Source: RefSeq, a predicted model, not a curated record